Messenger RNA from Momordica charantia (bitter melon), 673 nucleotides. Its product is annotated as retrovirus-related Pol polyprotein from transposon RE1. Gene Ontology annotation, molecular function: nucleic acid binding. Lineage: Eukaryota; Viridiplantae; Streptophyta; Magnoliopsida; Cucurbitales; Cucurbitaceae. The record is from RefSeq and is a predicted model, not a curated record. Gene Ontology annotation, biological process: DNA integration.
GGUCAUCCUUUUCCUCCAUAGUUUUAUAGUUAUAGUUCUCGUCUCUCUGUUUGGCAACUAAGAAAUCAAUCCCAUCGUUCAAGAAAUCUCACAGAGAAAGUGAGGGAAAAUGAGUUACUACAACCAGCCACCGCCUCCCGUCGGCGUCCCUCCGCCGCAAGGUUAUCCACCGGAAGGUUAUCCCAAGGACGCUUAUCCACCGCCAGGAUAUCCUCCGCAGGCCGGUUAUCCUCCUCCAGGUUAUCCUCCGCAGGGAUAUCCACCGCCGGCGUACGGUCCGGCGUACGGUCAACCUCCGCCUCAGCAGCAACAGCAACAACAAAGCGUUGGAUUCUUGGAAGGCUGUUUGGCUGCUCUUUGUUGUUGCUGCCUCUUGGAUGCCUGCUUCUAGUGACGGCCUUUUCUGAUUGAUCAAACGGCGUACAGAACUCGAAUCCCCAUUUUGAUUUUAAAAUUGAAAUUGAAUUUGUUUUCACUGUACAAUGUUUCAUUUCCAUCUCCCCUUUGUCAUACUGUGUGUAAACAUCUCUCUCUUUAUUCUUAUUUAUCAACUCCCAUCUCUCUUCAAAUUUCAUGAACCUUGCUUUUGAAGAAGAAUUGGUUUGCAACAUUCAUUUUAUUGUUUAUUUUACUGACGGUGAUAUUUUAUCGGUGAACACCUAAGUUUUAUCUA